AUGUCUAACCCCCUACCGUCAGUGCCUCCCCUAAGGUCAGCCGCGAUCCCCGUAGAGGCGCCCUCGUCGACUUGGGAUCGCAUUUCCUCUUGGGUGUCAGAAAACAAGACUGUUAUCUACACCAUUGCUGGUGUUGCUGUAGUGGUCACUGGUGCUGGUGUCGUCUAUUACCUGAAUUCAGACUCGCAGAAAUCCACACCAGAAUCAUCCCCCAAGCUCAGCAAGAAGGAGAGGCGGAAGAGGAAAGAAGCCGAGCGCAAGGCUGCCGAGACCAACGAACCCGCCCCAAGUGCAUCGCAAGCCAAGAGCGUUGCCGUUGAGACUGAAGACGAAAUUCCCGAGAUGGACGAAACUACAGUCACCAAGUUAUCGCCUGAGCAGCGUGAGCGGUAUGCCGCCAAACUCAAACAGGCUGGCAACCGAGCCUACGGUGAUAAGGCAUACAACAAAGCCAUUGGUCUCUAUUCUCAAGCCAUUCUCUGCAAACCAGAUCCUGUCUUCUACUCCAAUCGUGCUGCCUGCUACAGUGCUAUGAGCGAGUGGGACAAGGUAGUCGAAGACACCACUGCUGCCAUUACUAUGGACCCCGAGUAUAUCAAGGCCAUCAACCGCCGAGCCACUGCUUACGAGCACCAGAAGAAGUACUCAGAGGCUCUCCUUGAUUUCACUGCAUCCUGCAUCAUUGACAACUUCAAGAGCGAGGCAACUGCCCACGCUGUCGAGCGACUUCUCAAGGUCUUUGCCGAGCACCGUGCCAAGGAGAUGAUCGCCUCUCGGCCUCCGAAGCUGCCCAGCCCUAUUUUCGUUGGCAAUUAUCUCCAGAGCUUCCGACACAAAGACCGCCCUGAGGGCUUGGAAGACUCAGUCGAAUUGGAUACUGGGUCCGGUAAGGGUCAGCUCCAGCUGGGUCUUCAGAGUCUGGAGAAGAAGACUGGUGAAGGGUAUGAUGAAGCAAGACGAGCUUUCGAGAAGGCUCUCGAGCUGGGCGAUUUGGGCGUGCACGAGGCCUUGGCCUACAACCUCCGAGGUACCAUGCGAACUUUGCUCGGAAAACACGCUGAAGCCACGGAAGAUUUUGACAAGAGCAUCGAGCUCGAUCCUAGCAUGAUUCAGAGUUACAUCAAGCGCGCCAGCAUUAGCUUAGAGCUUGGCGAGCCUCACAAGGCCGAUUCCGAGUUUGCCAAGGCCCUAGAGCAUAAUAAGAACGACCCUGACAUCUACUAUCACCGUGCUCAGGCCAGUUUUAUCAAGGGCGAUCUUGCCGAAGCUCAGAAGGACUACCAGAAAUCUAUUGAUCUGGACAAGGACUUUAUAUUCUCUCAUAUUCAGCUGGGUGUAACCCAAUACAAGAUGGGCUCUAUCGCCUCAUCCAUGGCCACUUUCCGCCGAUGCAUCAAGAACUUCCCCAAGGUGCCUGAUGUCUACAACUACUACGGCGAGCUGCUGCUAGACCAAAGCAACUUCUCCGAGGCUGUUGAGAAGUUCGACACCGCCAUGGAGAUGGAGAAGCAAACCAAGCCCAUGUCGAUGAAUGUCUUGCCCCUGAUCAACAAAGCCCUCGCCCUGUUCCAGUGGAAGCAGGACUUCAAGGAGGCCGAGCAGCUAUGCCAGAAGGCUUUGAUCAUCGAUCCCGAGUGCGACAUUGCGGUUGCCACUAUGGCCCAGCUCCUUCUUCAGCAGAACAAGGUCACCGAGGCCCUCGCAUACUUUGAGCGUGCCGCCGAACUCGCCCGCACCGAGGGCGAGAUCGUCAACGCCCUGUCCUAUGCCGAAGCUACCCGGACACAAGUCCAGGUCACUGAGAAGUACCCAAAGCUAGCAGCGAAGCUGGCUGGUGGCGGCGGCCCCCCCGGUCUCGGCAUGGGCCGAUAA
This is a messenger RNA of Metarhizium album ARSEF 1941, 1872 nucleotides long. RefSeq names its product mitochondrial outer membrane 72K protein. NCBI's taxonomy places the organism in Eukaryota, Fungi, Ascomycota, Sordariomycetes, Hypocreales, Clavicipitaceae. The transcript is spliced from 3 exons. Gene Ontology annotation, biological process: intracellular protein transport. Gene Ontology annotation, molecular function: protein binding; protein-transporting ATPase activity. Bases 1 to 1872 code for a protein of 623 amino acids. Gene Ontology annotation, cellular component: mitochondrial outer membrane. The record is from RefSeq and is a predicted model, not a curated record.